Thalassophryne amazonica is the source of this 1836-nucleotide messenger RNA. RefSeq lists its product as uncharacterized. Lineage: Eukaryota; Metazoa; Chordata; Actinopteri; Batrachoidiformes; Batrachoididae. Gene Ontology annotation, molecular function: structural molecule activity. The transcript is spliced from 10 exons. The record is from RefSeq and is a predicted model, not a curated record. The coding region runs from base 69 to 1352 and encodes 427 amino acids.
GGACAGUACCUCCUGCAUUCCUCUGAAUCUCAGUUUGCCUCCAUCUGAAGACAAUCCAGCCGUCCAUCAUGACUUCUGCGAUGUCGUUGAGGAAUUACUCUGUGGCCCGCCAGCCGUCCUUCUCCAGCUUCUCCCUGAGGGACACAGGACUCUCUCGUUCACGGGCAUCCGUCUCUUUCGCCGCAGCCACCCCGCUGGCACGUUCAGCUUCCGUCAGCCAGGAUUUCAACGGGCCAAUCAGCCUCCAGGUGAACGGGCUGCAGGGCUUCAGCACCAAUGAGAAGGAAGCUAUGCAGAGUCUCAACAGCCGCCUGGCCAGCUAUCUAGACAAGGUGCGUUCACUGGAGAGCUCCAAUGCAGACCUGGAAAAGCAGAUCAAGCAGUUGAUGCUGGAACGCAUUCCCAAAGGUCACGACCUUGGUUCCAUGAUGGCCCAAGCUCAUGCUGUUGAGCAAGAGGCGAGGAAGAUGACUCUGGAAAAUGCUCGUCUCAUGUUGGAGAUUGAUAACGCUAAGCUGGCUGCUGAUGACUUCAGAAUCAAGUGGGAGACUGAGCUGGUGAUGUGUCAGUCUGUGGAGAGAGAUUGUGUUGCUCUGAAAAAGGCCAAAACCGACCACGAGCAGGUUAUCGCCACGCUGAGAGGAGAUCUGGACAGCCUGAAAGAAGAACUUUAUUUCCUCAAGAAAAACCAUGAGGAGGAACUCAAUCAGAUGAAGUCUCGUAUUGCGCAAGAUGAGGUGAACGUGGAGGUGGACUCGGCUCAAGGGCCUGACUUGGGCACCGUUCUGGCUGAAUUACGUACCCAGUAUGAGGGAAUUGUCCAGAAGAACAAGGAACAUGCUGAGCAGUGGUACCGCAAGAAGCUGGAUACAGUGCAGACUGAGGUGAAGGAGAGCAACGAGGCUCUGAGAGGAGCCCAGAGUGAGCUGACCGAGAGGCAGCGCUUCCUCCAGACUCUGGAGGUGGAACUGGAGAGUAUCCACAAACAGAUAGCAGCUUUGGAUCGUAACCUGGCCGACGCAGGUCACAAAUACUCUGGAGAGAUCGAGCAACUGCAGUCUCAUCUGAACCAGCUGGAGGACAACCUGUCCCAGCUAAGACUGGACAUGCAGCGCACCAAGACCGACUACGAGCAGCUGCUCCGCAUCAAGCAAAACCUGGAGAUGGAGAUCGCCACCUACAGGCGCCUGCUGGAAGGGGAAGAAGCAAUGAAAGAAGUUCCACCUCCACCAAAAAAAGAGCCUGAUGUUCGCACCAGGAAGAUAGUAAAGGUGGUGACGCAGACGAUGGUGAACGGUAAAGUGGUGGAUGAAUCCAGCGAAGUGGAGCAGUUUGAGGAAGACAAGAAAUAGAAACACAAGCCAGACAGAAAUAAAAAAUAAAAUAUGUAGAAGUCACAAAAUAAAUGGAGAAAUAAUGAAAAGAGGCUGAUGUUUCAUAGACAUUCACUGAGAUAAAUAGUUUUAAAAGUAAUAUUUUUGAGCAUAACUGUUUUGUUUUCUGAGAAAUCUACCUGUUAUCUAUAUCAGCUCCACUUUGAUUUUUGCUUUUCUAAAUAAAGCUCCUACAAAUUCAAAGCAUGUUAAGUGUUACAGUGUAGUUUGCAUACUAACACCAGUUUACAGUGAAUAUAGGUGUGUGUGAGAGACAUAUGAACUGAGUAAUAGUCAUACUCUUGUAGUAAAGUGGUGUUCUUCAACAAAUUUUUCUUCUGGUAACAUUACUGUAGCUGACGUAUAACAUACUCCUUAAAGUACAAUAUCACUGAAUAAUCUUUGCUGUUUUUGAGUUGGUACUGCAUGAAAAUCUGAAUAAAAGGGUUCUUUAAUCAUGUGA